CAUCGUCCUUGACUGAUCCCACUACUGCGCCCAUUAUGCCUCUUUUCCCUGUGGGUACGGGUGUCGCUCCUGACGCAGUCUCUUCCCAGAUGGAGUCAGACCCCGUGAAAAGAACACAGUCACCAUCUGCGGCGACGAAAAUCAAAAACCGGCGCAAGCGCUAUCUGGACAUGCACCCGGAGUAUUUCUCUGCUGAUCUCGAGCUAGCCGACCCGUUGCUGUAUGAUCGCUUGAUCCGUCGAUUCCAGACUCCAGCCGAGAGGGAGGCUGAAGGACGCGCCAAAGGCUUCUCAGGUGUGCUGCAAGCGGACCUAUGUAGAUCCGAGGCCAAGUUCGAGGCUCUUUCCCAUCCUGAUCCUCACGCCAUGUUCAGCUAUACUCGUGGUCCAAACGGAGAGAUCCUCGCGGAAGAUAGAGACGAAAUUCCCCCGAAUAAGGAAGAAGGGGAGAGGGCGUGGCGAUGGGAGAUGACCUUGCGGUUCCUGAGGGGUGAAGAUGGCGAUUUCGACUACGCCUCGGUUGAUGACAAUGACGAGUAUGAUGAUUGGAACGCCGAGCAGGAAAAGUACUUUGAUGAUGAAGAACCAGAGUGGCUUGUUGAAGGAGUAGACGAUGGAGAAGUCAAGUCCCAUCUGCAAGGCGAAACUGGUAUUCAGGAUUUCUGAUAGUCAAAUCAGGACUCUCCGGUGUCGCUCAUCUGGGUGUUGUGGCUUGACUUAGAAGUCCUGGUGGCCAGUUACGCUUUGCGUUUUCCCUCGAAAUAUGCGCUUACCUGCAGGUCUUCACUUGUUCAGCUGCUUUGCGGUUUUGGCAAGGGAGCGGAAGUUUUUGCUGCGCUUGUUUGCAGUUUGUUCUCGCCGAAUGGGCUGGGACCCCAUUUUCAUAUCACACGAUCAAAACGUCAUUAAUGACGCAUCUUCCAUAUCCGUAAUGGGAAUGCCUCGUAGCUCCUGCUUUAGCAGACCCUCUCGCCCUCAUGCCGAACUGAGUGCAGUGCUCUUCGCUGUAUCUGAAUAAGGAUGAAUUGCAUUCCGUGGAUAUGCCUACUGAACCAGGCUCCUAUAUCCAGGAUGAAACUAUACUUGCUCGCGGCCAGAUUGAGCGUUAGUGAUGUCACGUCCCAUUCGGUCAUCAGCCUCACUACUUCGCAGGACCAGCAUCUUGGUGACUCCGUCGGCCAAGUGACCUCAUUAAAGGCCUCAAAUAUGAUGUCUGUUAUUGCUCAUGCGCUGAGCGUUUGUGCUGCGGAUGCAGGAACAACAUAGUCAAGUGGUUGAGCCAUGUUGCCUUGGUCCAUUUCAAUGUGCUUUAGGAAGUUGGGGAAGGAUGGAACGUCAGACUAGCGGCUGGUCUUUCUUCGGUUAGUGUUAACGCUCGUCUAUAGCAUCAAUGCC
Molecule: messenger RNA, 1394 nt
Organism: Aspergillus welwitschiae
Lineage: Eukaryota; Fungi; Ascomycota; Eurotiomycetes; Eurotiales; Aspergillaceae
Exons: 2
Coding region: 36-665 (209 amino acids)
Source: RefSeq, a predicted model, not a curated record